GUUGACAUGAUAGCACGCGUCUCCUAAAGUUAAGCUAGUGUGGAUCAUUUAGCUCCACAUUUGGACAUUAUGAAUAGCUGUAGAAGAAUAAUUUGUAGUGACCGGGGCCCCGGCCUGAACGUCAUCAUUUCUCGGGUCAAAACACACACAAAGUGCCGGCUCUGUCCUCAGGGAUCACUACCCUUCAGCCAAUUUGAGGCUGCCGGGACCAGACAUGCCCCGGACGCCGGCACAGAGGACAAACCCCGGCUCAGAGCGAUCGACCUGGCGCGGAAGAUCAAGCAGCAGAGGACGGAGACACGGGCCCAGGCUCCACCAGUGUCCGCCCAGCAGAAGAGGGUGAUGGAGCUGAAACGGUUCAGUCAGCAGCUACAAAAUGUUCACCCAAACGUGCUGGCCAAACAUCUCCGAAGAAGCGUGCUUUACCAGGAUAAAGAUGUGGUUAUUAUCAACAAACCUUAUGGUGUCCCGGUUCGAGAUGACUCUGGAGCCACAUCCAUCUCUUCUGUACUUCCUGUCCUCUCUAAACUGAUGGAUGGGGUGAAGGUCAAGUCUGACUCUCAGCUUCUCCCCUGUCUGAGUCUGGACAAGGAGACAACAGGAGCUCUCCUGCUGGCAAGGACUGAAGAAGCAUUGGAGAAGAUACUCAACCAGCACAGAAACAACCAAGUGAGGAGAACAUACUGGGUCAUCACAGUCGGUGUACCAGUGCCAUCUGAAGGACUGAUUGACAUUCCCAUUAUAGAAAGAGAGGUCACAGGUCCUCAGCCUCAUUUCAAGAUGGCUCUAAGUCCUCUCUUCAGAAUGAAUGAUACAGGAGACAGUGUAAUCAAAGUCCGAGCCCAUCGACAAGCCCAGUCUGCAGCAACCAAAUACAGAGUUCUGGACAGUAGCAGUGGCUGCAGCCUGGUGGAGCUUCAGCCAUUAUCUGGAGUGAAGCAUCAGAUGAGGGUUCAUUUGGCAUUUGCUUUGGCUUGCCCCAUUCUUGGUGACCAUAAAUAUUCCCACUGGAGCAAACUGGCACCACAGAAAUUGCCAGAGCGCGUUUUGGGAAGACUCGGACUGGAACAGAGUAAGAUCCGGUAUCUUCCUCUUCAUUUACAUGCUCGACAGCUAACACUGCCAGGAACAAGUCAAAAUGACAUCAAUGUGUCAUCUCCCCUGCCAAAGUACUUCAGCCAGACUUUGAGUCAGCUACAUUUAAAGUUUCCUGAUGAAAAAGAAGAAUAAAGACCUUCCUGCCUUUUGUUAGAAAUG
This is a messenger RNA of Sphaeramia orbicularis (orbiculate cardinalfish), 1257 nucleotides long. RefSeq names its product RNA pseudouridine synthase D4 (gene rpusd4). The record is from RefSeq and is a predicted model, not a curated record. The transcript has 6 exons. Lineage: Eukaryota; Metazoa; Chordata; Actinopteri; Kurtiformes; Apogonidae. Gene Ontology annotation, biological process: pseudouridine synthesis. Bases 70 to 1230 code for a protein of 386 amino acids. Gene Ontology annotation, molecular function: RNA binding; pseudouridine synthase activity.